ACGAGCUGAGUUUCUCAGCACGUUCCUCAAUUCUGUCUUCUAGUCCUGUUUUUUACUAAUAUUCUUUCUCAGCACCUUCCUUUACUCUUUCCUUUUCCAUAAACCAACAAAAGUUCCCACUUUACCUCAAAUCUCAAACUCUCAUUUCUUGAUUCCCUUUUACUCCAAUUCAACUCAUCUGUGACUGAUUCACUCUCUGUUCUUCUUCUAAAAGAUGGCUUCUCCUGUGGAAGAAGGUGAGAGAGACAUCGAGAAAGGGUUGAUUACUCCAACACUCAGCCAGAACCCUCUAGCUGAGCCAUCACCGGCCCCAUCUCCAUCUUCAGCAACAGCACCAGCUCUGGUGCUUUCCAAUUCCGGCAAGAGAAUUGACCAAGCAGGGAAAAAGAAAUAUGUAAAACAGGUGACGGGAAGGCACAAUGAUACUGAGCUUCAUUUAGCAGCUCAGAAAGGUGAUCUAGCAGCAGUGAAGCAGAUACUUAAUGAUAUUGAUACCCAAAUGGUGGGGACGCUGAGUGGUGAUGACUUUAAUCAAGAGGUUGCAGAGAUCAGAGCAUCUGUAGUGAAUGAAGUGAAUGAAUUAGGAGAGACAGCGCUGUUUACAGCAGCAGCAAAGGGAUAUCUUGAUGUGGUUAAAGAAUUAUUGAAGUACUGUAACAAGGAAACUCUUACUAAGAAGAAUCGGUCAGGAUUUGAUCCUUUGCAUAUAGCUGCAAGUCAAGGACACCAUGCAAUCGUCCAAUUGCUGUUAGAGCAUGAUCCUGGACUGAGUAAAACAUUUGGACCUUCAAAUGCAACCCCUCUUAUAACUGCUGCCUCAAGAGGACAUAUUUCAGUGGUCAAUGAACUGCUGUCAAAGGAUUGCAGCUUACUGGAAAUUUCUAGGUCCAAUGGUAAAAAUGCAUUGCAUUUAGCUGCCAGACAAGGGCAUGUGGAAAUUGUCAAGGCCUUGCUUGACAGAGAUCCACAAUUAGCAAGGAGGACGGACAAGAAAGGGCAAACGGCAUUGCAUAUGGCCGUAAAGGGGAUUAGCUGUGAGGUGGUGAUAUUACUUCUCGAGGCUGAUGCUGCUAUAGUUAUGCUGCCAGACAAGUUUGGCAAUACAGCACUACACAUAGCCACCCGAAAAAAGCGUGCAGAGAUAGUGAGGGAGUUGCUACGCCUACCUGAUAGUAAUGUUAACGCACUGAACAGAGAUCACAAAACAGCUCUUGACAUAGCCGAAGAUCUUCCACUCUCUGAGGAAUCCGCAGAAAUAAAGGAGUGUUUAUACAAAUAUGGAGCUGUUAGAGCUAACGAAUUGAACCAACCAAGGGAUGAGUUGAGGAAAACUGUUAGCCAAAUCAAGAAAGAUAUUCACACACAGCUUGAACAAACUAAGAGGACCAAUAAAAAUGUCCAUGGAAUUGCUAAAGAGCUUAGAAAGCUCCAUCGAGAAGGGAUCAAUAAUGCAACGAAUUCUGUGACUGUCGUUGCUGUUCUCUUUGCCACAGUUGCCUUUGCUGCUAUUUUUACUGUACCUGGAGGCGAUGAUAAUAAUGGAGUGGCUGUGGUUGUGACCACUGCUUCUUUUAAAAUCUUCUUCAUCUUCAAUGCCCUUGCACUUUUUACAUCUCUUGCUGUUGUCGUAGUUCAGAUUACAUUGGUUAGAGGAGAAACAAAGGCAGAAAGAAGAGUUGUAGAGGUAAUUAACAAACUGAUGUGGUUGGCUUCUGUCUGCACUUCAGUGGCAUUUAUGGCAUCCUCUUAUAUAGUGGUCGGUCGCAAGUUUGAGUGGGCUGCAAUUUUGGUAACAGUAGUAGGGGGAGUAAUAAUGGCCGGUGUUCUUGGAACUAUGACUUACUAUGUGGUAAGAUCAAGGAAGAAAAGAUCGAUAAGGAAGAAGGAAAAGCAUGCAAGAAGUGGUUCCAACUCAUGGUACCACUCUGAGUUCUCUAAUUCAGAUAUUGACAGGAUUUAUGCCCUUUGAUGCAGAGAGUUGCCACUUAACGAGGAAACUCCCAAGAGUUUUCAAAUGAAAGGGUUACAGAUUUGUAUGUAGUGAAGGCAUUGUUCUCGAGGGACUGAUAAAUAACUCAUAUCCUUCCAUCCUGUUGUGAGCUGUUAAACUUGAUCCCUGCACCUGGAGGUGAGUGUAAGUUUCAAAUGAAGGUGUUUGAUCUGUUCAUGUUGGGAGGGAGGUUCCAUUUUACGCAUAGAUUCCUGGCAACAAGGAGGGUUUCUGUCCUGCAUCAGAAUAUGAUGCAAAGAUGUAUAAUUUCUUAAGCUUAACUCAUGGAACUGUAGAUUUUAGUUUGUGGUAUGGGAUCUAAAUAUUCCUGUAUAAUCUAGCAUCAGGAAAGAUAUCGUAAAAACGAUCCAUUAAGCUACCACUUUAUGUUGUAAAGUAGCUACCACUGUGGAAGAAUUCUAUGUAAACUACAUGUUUUAUGUGCCUGUUUGGUCUAUUGCAUCUGAAUUUUCUGGCAUGA
Nicotiana tabacum (common tobacco) is the source of this 2471-nucleotide messenger RNA. Its product is annotated as ankyrin repeat-containing protein ITN1. The record is from RefSeq and is a predicted model, not a curated record. Gene Ontology annotation, molecular function: protein binding. NCBI's taxonomy places the organism in Eukaryota, Viridiplantae, Streptophyta, Magnoliopsida, Solanales, Solanaceae. Gene Ontology annotation, cellular component: plasma membrane.